CCUGAGGAGUCUACGCCCGAGUCUACGCCCGAGUCUACCCUAGAGCCUACGCCAGACUCUACGCUAGAGCCGACGCCAGAGCCGACGCCAGAGCCCACGCCAGAGCCCACGCCAGAGCCUGAGGAGUCUACGCCCGAGUCUACCCCAGAACCCACGCCAGAGCCCACGCCGGAGCCUGAGGAGUCUACGCCCGAGUCUACGCCCGAGUCUACCCUAGAGCCUACGCCAGACUCUACGCUAGACCCUACGCCAGACCCUACGCCAGACCCUACGCCAGACCCUACGCCAGACCCUACUCCAGAUUCUGACCUAGAUAUCCUUACUAUAGCGCCUGGAUCUGGAGAUAGUUAUCUAGAGUAUAUUAGUCCGACACCACAACCGACGCCAGAACCGACGCCAGAACCAACACCAGAACCGACGCCAGAAUCAACACCAGAACCAACACCAGAACCGACGCCAGAAUCAACACCAGAACCAACACCAGAACCUACUUCAGGGCCUGAUCAACAUUCCGCUUCCCGACCUGAAAACAACGACGAUACUACAACUUCCUCGGCUAGCCCAGCUAGCCCAAAUUGCAACGGGCUAUGCGACCUCACGUCAGUCUCCUGGGAAGAUCGAUUAUACUGGCGAAAGUGGCACGGAUGCUGGGUUUCGAACAAUAACUGGCCAUGGGAGGAAGUUGAGUUCUAUUCUGCAGACACUUCUGACUGCGAUGCAAUCAAACAAUGCGCCGCGUUCACAACAGAACUUGGGAAACAGUCGUUCCAAGUUUUCUUUGUGCCCAAGCUCAAUCGAUGGCAUUGCGAUUGUAGCUCCUACGAAGCCAAUCAGCCUGCGGAAAAUUAUGUGUACAACGGCGAUCUUGCACGUUACUACAUGUACGACGGGGCGUACAUGAAUAAAAUAUGA
This is a messenger RNA of Exophiala mesophila, 912 nucleotides long. RefSeq lists its product as uncharacterized. The transcript has a single exon. The record is from RefSeq and is a predicted model, not a curated record. The annotation marks the transcript as partial. Lineage: Eukaryota; Fungi; Ascomycota; Eurotiomycetes; Chaetothyriales; Herpotrichiellaceae.